GUGUGUGUGUGUAUAAAGAGACGUCGAAUACUUACACUCAGAUACUCGAGCAUCAGUAUAAGCAAACUCGCAUCUCAAGCCAACAGCCAUCUACAUUCUACACAAACACCACAUCCACCCUCCCAAACCAUCACAACAACCACCACAAUGUCCCUCAAAUCCACCAUCCUCAGCCUCCUCCCCACCGCCCUCCUCCUCACCAGCAGCACAACCGCCGCCCCUCUCGCCCCACGCGCCGGCUGCCCAGGCGCAACAACAUCCUUCUCCUUCGACGUCAAAAACUUCGACUACCACGACGGCACCACCUUCUCCACCCCCGCGCACCAAAUCCCGGGUGGCUUCGUCGCCUUCAACCUGACCUCCGCCGCGGACGUGGUUCCACGCCAAUGCAACGCCUACUCCACCCAGCUAUCCGACUUCUACUACGGCACGCUGAACUACACGUGCACGACCACGACCGCGGACGGGGAGGUGGUGCAGACGGGCAGUCUGUUCACGUAUGACACGCCGGGGGAGACGCUGGUGCUUGUGGAGCCGUUUGAGUGUGAUGGGCAGAAGUACGUGGCCAAGGGGACGUAUACGUUUGAGCCGCCGUUGCAGUGUGUGACGGAGGAGUAUCAGAAUGAUGAUUGGCAGCAGGGGGAGAUUUAUAGCUCGCGGAAGAGGACGUGUGAGGAGAGGGACUUUGCGUUCUUCGCGGAGGUGGAGAAGGUUGAGUAGGGUUGACUAAGGGGAGAGUGAAAGGGAGGAGAAAGGGGGCAAUGAGGCAGUUUGCAUGAUGAUGUUGAUUGUUGUUGUUUAUUUUGAUUGC
Pseudovirgaria hyperparasitica is the source of this 811-nucleotide messenger RNA. RefSeq lists its product as uncharacterized. NCBI's taxonomy places the organism in Eukaryota, Fungi, Ascomycota, Dothideomycetes, Acrospermales, Acrospermaceae. The transcript has a single exon. The record is from RefSeq and is a predicted model, not a curated record. Bases 148 to 720 code for a protein of 190 amino acids.